AGUCAUUAUUUCCUGUUGGACCUGUUAGAUUAGUUUAGACCGGCUAAAACACAAACACACACAGCACAAAUCUCUAUUCCCACCAAGGCAGAGGAGCUGCAAAUAGGAAACAUACAGGAAAUAUAAGAAACAAUAAGAAGACACUGUCAGAAUGAAUCGGUAUGAAGAGACAAAGGUGGAGACCCUUUCUUCUAAAACCACUGUGGGACAAAAGAGUCUGACCAAAGCUCAGAGCAGAACACCUGGACCAGGAAGCAGUGUCUCCAUGAAGAGUGACAGGUCAAAGGGGAUUCCUAUUAAGUUUGAUUUACCCGAUGAUGACAGAAGCAGAACACCUGGACCAGGAAGCAGUGUGUCCAUGAAGAGUGACAGAUCAAAGGGGAUUCCUAUUAAGUUUCAUUCACUCGUUGACAGAAGCAGAACACCUGGACCAGGAAGCAGUGUGUCCAUGAAGAGUGACAGAUCAAAGGGGAUUCCUAUUAAAUUUGAUUCACCCGAUGAUGACAGAAGAACACCUGGAACAGGAACCUCCCGCAUAUCCAUGAGGAGUGACAUGUCAAAAGGAAUUCCUAUUAAAUUCAGUUCAUCUGAUGUUGAAAGAAUGGACCAGGAGAUUUCAGAGAUUCCCAGUGAUCAGUCUGCCCAGCAGUAUGAAACUUGCCUGACCUCAACAUUUAUGUUGCUGGAGGAAAGCAUUAUCACUUUUGUGAAGACUGAGCUGAAGAGGUUCCAAAAGGUUCUGAGUCCAGAUCACCAAGAAUGCUUAGAGAGUCAGAAAGACAAUGGGAAAGUGUUGGAUGGUGAGGAUGAAGAGCAGAGAAGGAGCAGCAGAGACGCAUUUCUGAAGAUCACAUUAAACUUUCUGAAAAGGUUAAAGCAAAAGGAGCUGGCAGACUGUCUGCAGAGUAAAUUUCCCAAAAUGUGUCAGGAUCAACUUAAAUUUAACCUGAAGAAAAAGUUCCAGUUCGUGUUUGAGGGCAUCGCUAAAGCAGGAAACCCCACCCCACUCAACCAGAUCUACACAGAGCUCUACAUCACAGAGGAAGGGACUGGAGAGGUCAACAAUGAACACGAGGUCAGACAGAUUGAAAGAGCGUCCAGAAAACCAGACAGAGCAGAAACAACCAUCAGACAUAAAGACAUCUUUAAAGGCUCAGCUGGAGGGUCCCGACCCAUCAGAACCGUGGUGACCAAGGGAGUGGCGGGCAUUGGGAAAACAGUCCUAACACAGAAGUUCACUCUGGACUGGGCUGAAGACAAAGACAACCAGGACAUACAGUUCACUUUUCCGUUCACCUUCAGAGAGCUGAAUGUGCUGAAAGAGCAAAAGUUCAGCUUGGUGGAACUUGUUCAUCACUUCUUUACUGAAAGCAUGGAUAUCUGCAGAUUUGAACAAUUCCAGGUUGUUUUUAUCUUGGAUGGUCUGGAUGAGUGUCGACUUCCUCUGGACUUCCACAACACUAAAACCCUGACUGAUGUCACAGAGUCCACCUCGGUUGAUGUGCUGCUGACAAACCUCAUCAGAGGGAACCUGCUUCCCUCUGCUCGCCUCUGGAUCACUACACGACCUGCAGCAGCCAAUCAGAUCCCUCCUGGCUGCGUUGACAUGGUGACAGAGGUCAGAGGCUUCACUGACCCACAGAAGGACGAGUACUUCAGGAAGAGAUUCAGAGAUGAGCAGCAGGCCACAACAAUCAUCUCCCACAUCAAGACGUCACGAAGCCUCCACAUCAUGUGCCACAUCCCAGUCUUCUGCUGGAUCACUGCUACAGUUCUGCAGGAUCUGUUGAAAACCAGAGAGGUAGGAGAGCUGCCCAAGACCCUGACGGACAUGUACAGCCUCUUCCUGGUGUUUCAGACCAAAGUGAAAAACAUCAAGUAUAAUGGAGGAGCUGAGAUGGAUCCACUCUGGAGUCCAGAUAACAAGAAGAUGAUCGAGUCUCUGGGGAAACUAGCUUUUGAGCAGCUGCAAAAAGGAAACCUGAUCUUCUAUGAGUCAGACCUGACAGAGUGUGGCAUCAAUAUCAGAGCAGCCUCAGUUUACUCAGGAGUUUUCACACAGAUCUUCAAGGAGGAGACAGCCCUGUACCAGGACAAGGUGUUCUGCUUCAUCCAUCUCAGUGUUCAGGAGUUUCUGGCUGCUCUUUAUGUCUACAUGACCUUCAUCAACUCUGGAGUCAACCUGCUUUCACAACAACAAUCAACAUUCCAGGUGCCUGAAAGAAGAACUGACAAAUCUGCAAAGACACAGUUCUACCAUGAUGCUGUGGACAAGGCCUUAGAGAGUUCAAAUGGACACCUGGACUUAUUCCUCCGCUUCCUCCUUGGACUCUCACUGCAGAGAAAUCAAACUCUGCUACGAGGUCUGUUGAAUGAACAUGAUAAAAAGAUAAAAAGACAGAGUGGAGAGUCCAUCCAAGAAACAGUCUGGUACAUCAAGAAAAAAAUCAGACAGAGUCUGUCUGCAGAAAAAAGCAUCAAUCUGUUCCACUGUCUGAAUGAAGUAAAUGAUUGCUCACUAGUAAAAGACAUUCAACAGUUUGUCCAGUCAGGAAUUUUCUGCCCAGAUAAUCUGUCUCCUGAACAGUGGUCAGCUCUGGUCUUCAUCUUACUGUCAUCAGAAGACCUGGAUGAGUUUGACUUAAAGAAAUACUCAGCUUCAGAGGAGGUACUUCUGAGGCUGCUUCCAGUGGUUAGUGCCUCCAGGAGUGCUUUGCUGAAUAGUUGUCACCUCACAGAUAGAGCCUGUGAAGCCCUGGCUUCAGUUCUUAUCUCCCAGUCUUCUAGUCUGAGGGAACUGGACCUGAGUAACAACGACCUGAAGGAUUCAGGAAUGAAGCUGCUGUGUGUCGGACUAAAGAAUCCACGGUGUAAAUUAAAAUCUCUCAGAGUGUCAGGCUGUUUGAUCACAGAAGAGGGCUUUGCCUGCCUGGCCUCAGCUCUGCGUUCCAACCCCUUACACUUGACAGAACUGGACCUCACUUACAAUUAUUCAGGAGACAAAGGAGGGAGACACUGGAAAACAUGCAUGGACAUUGUCAGGAUGGAACCUACUGGAAAUCAAUAUAUGGUACCAGGUCUGAACAAAUAUUUCUGUGAACUCACAAUUGACACAAACACAGUGAACAGUCAACUACAACUCUCUGAAAACAACAGGAAGGUGACAUUUGCCGAAACGGAUCAGUCAUACCCUGAUCAUCCAGACAGAUUUACGCUUCCUCUGCUGCUGUGUAGUAAUGGUCUGACUGGUCGCUGCUACUGGGAGGUUGACUGGGCUGGAAGGGUUUUUGUAUCAGUGAGUUAUGGAAGAAUCAGCAGGCGUGGAGACAUGCAAGACUGUAUGUUUGGACUAAACACUCAGUCCUGGAACCUGAUGCUCUGCUCUGAAGGUGCUUACACUGCCUGGCACAAUAACAAUGGGAUAUCCGCCUCUGUGUCUUCUUUGAACUUCUCCUCUGGCUCUGACAGAGUAGCAGUGUAUGUGGACUGUCCUGCUGGGACUCUGUCCUUCUACAGAGUUGACUCUGACAAACACAUCCAUCUUCACACCUUCAACACCACAUUCACUGAACUUCUUUAUCCUGGGUUUGGAAUUCCUAAAAAUGAUGGCAGGUCUUUUUUAUAUCUAAGGAACACCAAGGAAUAUUAUGUGUAAUAUUCAGUUCAGAAACACUGACACAUAGUUCACCUGUACAUGAACACUGUUUCACAUAUUCAUUAUUUAGUUUAAGGGGUUGCCACUGUGUAUGAACUAUAUUUUUCAACAGCUGUGUAACAGUUUGAAACAGCUGAUGUUAUCUAGCAACUUAUAAAUCAGGAAGACCCAGGUUAAUAUAUGUUACUGUUUCCCAUUAUCUUAUCUUAUCUUAAUAAAACCUAAAAUCUUUUAUUAUUAUUAUUAUUAUUUGCCUGGACUAAAUCUGUAUAAUAAUGUUUGUUAGCUUUCGCAGUAUUAUCUUCUCUCAUUUUUAUAGCAAUAACUAAAUUUUUAUUGAUCCCACAUUGGGCAGAUUUUAAAAAUCAAAUAAUUAUGUUCAUAUAUCAGUUGGUUAAACUGUGGAGUAGUUGAGUCUAACAGCUGCUUUAACGCUGCUUCCCAUGGGGGCGUCGGACUCUGAAGGAGCCCCCACUGUCUGAUGCAGAGGUCAGAGGUGUUUUCCAUGAUGGACUUCACCCCAGCAGACGACAAGUGUAGUAGAGACAUGAUCUACCACUGAGUCAUUAGAGCCUGAACCCUCCACAGGAUGAUGACCACUACUCUGGCCCUUCUCAUGCAGGGGAUUAGUGCUACAGGUUCAGUCCAAUUUAAGCAUUAGGUUAACACUCCAGGCCCAACAAAAGCCUGACUCUAAGGUCAGCUGAGUCAUGGUGAGGUGACAUUACUACGCUAAACCUGUCUACCCUAUAUUUCUUUCUUCUAAAGUUGCUUGUAGACUAAAGUCAGACUCUUUAUGACUCUAUAUUUGUCACUAAUAACCUCUAAGAAGAGUUCUUGUUCAUGUUUUCAACAACCAAUCUUAAUAGUAAUCUUACAUGUAACUGAGAUAUGUUGAAUUAGUUGUGAAUCAGUAAUGCAGUAUUAUCGUGUGCUCUUGUGUUUAUUGUGAAGCCCUUUUAUUAUCAGUCUGAGACAGAGCUUAUUAUAGUUUCUAGAUUUGUGGAGUUACUUCACCUUAGAAGACUCUUCAUGUUUCAUGUAAAAAAAAUAUUUUGCCCAUUUAUUUGUAGUUUUUAUGAUGUAAAUCAUACUGUCUUAUUGUUUAGACAGUUUUUAGGCUUCAUAGUGUUUUACAUGUCAUCGGUGUGGUUCUCUCUGAGGCUCUGGUGGAAGACUUUCACCUCUGUGGCUGCAAAUAUAAAUAUUAGCUUUGACUUGUUCUCUGUCAAACGGAAGGCAGAUCAAUAAAAUUCAGGGUGACAUGU
This is a messenger RNA of Betta splendens (Siamese fighting fish), 4923 nucleotides long. RefSeq names its product NLR family CARD domain-containing protein 3-like. The coding region runs from base 152 to 3655 and encodes 1167 amino acids. The transcript has 13 exons. Gene Ontology annotation, molecular function: protein binding. Lineage: Eukaryota; Metazoa; Chordata; Actinopteri; Anabantiformes; Osphronemidae. The record is from RefSeq and is a predicted model, not a curated record.